Messenger RNA from Olea europaea var. sylvestris, 2726 nucleotides. RefSeq names its product wall-associated receptor kinase 2-like. Gene Ontology annotation, molecular function: protein serine/threonine kinase activity; calcium ion binding; ATP binding. The record is from RefSeq and is a predicted model, not a curated record. The transcript has 3 exons. Gene Ontology annotation, cellular component: plasma membrane. NCBI's taxonomy places the organism in Eukaryota, Viridiplantae, Streptophyta, Magnoliopsida, Lamiales, Oleaceae. Bases 105 to 2414 code for a protein of 769 amino acids. Gene Ontology annotation, biological process: cell surface receptor signaling pathway; protein phosphorylation.
UUGAAAAUUACAUUGAACACUAAUUUUAAGUACCCCGCCAUGCAUUUCAACAUCCCAUGGUAGAGGGCAUUUCUUGAACUUGUCAGUGUUUUUAGUACCAUGCGAUGAACAUGCUUUUACAUUAUGCCUUAUUCCAUCUCUUUUUGUUACUUCCACUGGCACCGGCAGCACCACCGAACACCACCGACGUCACUACUAAUAGCCACUCUAUCGCCGCCGGUGCCACCAUCACAAAACCUGGUUGCCCAAGCAAGUGUGGAACUGUAACUGUUCCAUACCCAUUCGGCGUUGGUGUGGGCUCAGGCUGUUCCAUAGCUUCAUGGUUCGAUGUCAACUGCAGCACUUCAUUCGAUGAUCCUCCGAAGGCCUUUAUCGGCACCGGAAACCUCCAGAUUCUUGACAUCUCCGACAGCGAAAUACGAGUCAAGAGUUGGGUGGCUGCAAGUUGCUACGACCAGUUCGGUACGUUGACCCGCCAGAACAUGGCCAACAUUGAUUUAAAACCCUCGUCACCUUACACCUUUUCGGAUUCCAAUAAGUUUACAAUUGUGGGCUGCGAUGAAUUAGCAUUGAUAGCCGGAUCAGAAGGCCGGAAUUUCACCAGUGGAUGCGUGUCUCUUUGCUCGAGCAGCGAGGAUUUAAUCGAGGGGGAGUGUUCGGGAAUUGGUUGUUGCCAGACAGCAAUUCCGAGGGGUUUAAAGAAGUUUAAUUCUAACCUCCUAAGUCUCAAUAAUCACACAAAUAUUACGUCUUUUAAUCCUUGUGGAUAUGCCUUUCUUGGAGAUCAUAAUAGUUAUAUCUUCCAUAAAUCAGACCUUUUGGAUCAAACUUUUCAAAAUAGGACUAUUGAAAAUGUUCCAGUAGUGAUUAAUUGGGCAAUUGGCAAUCAGAGUUGCACAGUUGCUCGGCAAUCAAAUGAUUACGCUUGUCUUGGGAAUAGUACCUGUGUUGAUUCUGAUACUGGUCUUGGGGGAUACCGGUGUAGCUGUUUACAAGGAUACGAGGGAAAUCCUUAUCUUAGUCCCGGCUGUACAGAUGUUAAUGAAUGUGAGAAUAAUCCUUGUGAUGAACACGGGAUUUGUACAAAUACUCCAGGCAGUUAUAAUUGUUCUUGUGUGGAUGGAUACUUGGGGGAUGGCAGAAAAGAAGGACGCAGUUGCAUCGCUCAGAACUCUCAGUUUCCAGUGAUUAAACUUGCAUUAGGUAUGGGUUUUGGCUUCUUGGCCACAAUCAUUGCUGUUACUUGGCUAUAUUUUAUCAUUAAAAAAAGGAAGCUUAUUAAACUACGAGAGAAAUUCUUCCAGCAAAAUGGUGGGGUGCUGUUGAAGCAGCAAAUCUCUGCAAAUGAGGGUAGUAUGAACUCAGUCAAGAUUUUUACUGCAGAAGAACUCGAAAAGGCCACCAACAAUUAUGCAGAAGAGCGCAUCCUUGGUCGAGGUGGUUAUGGUACGGUUUAUAAGGGACUUUUGAGUGAUCACCAAAUUGUUGCAAUCAAGAAGUCGAGAGUAAUGGAUCAGACUCAAAUCGAGCAAUUUAUCAAUGAGGUGAUUAUUUUGACACAAGUAAACCAUCGAAAUGUGGUGAAAAUCUUGGGAUGUUGUUUGGAAACGGAGGUUCCUAUGCUCGUAUAUGAGUAUGUUUCGAAUGGUACACUCUUUCAUCAUAUACAUAAUAGUGCUGGAAUGCCUUGGUUCUCAUGGGAGAAUCGUCUGAGAAUCGCAUCAGAGGCUGCAGGUGCAUUGUCCUAUCUGCAUUCGGCUGCUGCAAAGCCUAUUAUCCAUAGAGACGUAAAAUCUCCCAACAUACUAUUGGACGAGUAUUAUACUGCAAAAAUUUCUGAUUUUGGAGCAUCUAGAUUGGUGCCUAUAGAUCAAACACAAGUGACGACUCUAGUCCAAGGAACUUUAGGAUAUUUGGACCCCGAGUACUUCCACACGAGCCAAUUGACAGAAAAAAGUGAUGUUUAUAGCUUUGGGGUAGUUCUUGCUGAGCUUAUGACAGGUAGAAAACCACUGUCUAAUACAAAAAUCGAUGAGGAAAAGAGCCUUGCUACUUUUUUUGUCAUGUCAUUAAAGGAGAACCGCCUUUUCCAAAUUCUCGAGCCUCGUGUGCUUAGAGAAGGGAGUUUAGAGCAACUCCGUGCUCUUGGCGAACUUGUAAGAAGAUGUUUAAGGUUACAUGGUAACGAAAGACCAACUAUGAAAGAAGUGGCUAUGGAACUUGAAGGAUUGAGGAAAUUUACAAAACAUCCAUGGGCUCAACAAGAAAACCAGGAAGAAUCUGCAGGCUUGAUGGUUGAACAAUCAGAUCUCUACACUGUCACAAUUAAUCCUGAUCAUGCUACAGGGGAUUCUACGUCGGGACUGUACAGCUUGGACAGUCGUAUGAUCUACCCGGUUCACAGUCCUCGCUAAGUAAGUUCGGUUUUCCAUAUGUUUUCCACCCUGGUGAAUAAAAUGUAUUUCUUUAAUAAUUCUACUGUACUCCUCUUCUCCAUGUGGCGGGGAAAGUUGACUUUAUUUGCACCUUGAGUUGGAGGUUCAAGUCAAGCUCCUUCUUAAACCUCACCUCCAUUUCCUUUUGUUCUAGAAUAAUAUUCCUCAAUUAGGGGAAUUUGACAGGGCUGGAGUGACAGGUGAGGUGGCAUCUCAUCCUGUUUUUUUUUUUUUUAAACAGUCCAAUUACACGCAUUCUCCUAUUUAUGAGUAUGUCAUUGAUUCCUGUAA